Geodia barretti is the source of this 531-nucleotide messenger RNA. The record is from the annotation of a GenBank genome assembly. Lineage: Eukaryota; Metazoa; Porifera; Demospongiae; Tetractinellida; Geodiidae.
AUGGCUAACCCGCAACACAUUGAGUGGCUGCUGGAAGGGGUGGAGGCUUGGAAUGCUCGGCGCGAAGGUCUGGCUUUUGUACCCGACUUUGUGAGGGCCGACAUUUACAAAGUCUUCCGCAACGGUAAUUUGCUGGAUGACCUUGGAAAGAUCCCUUUGCAGAAAAUUAAUCUACAAGGUGCCAAUUUAUCCCUCUGCAACCUCCAAUUGGCCAACCUUUACGGGGCAAUUCUCGAGGGAGCAAACCUAAUCAAUGCUAACCUUUCCAGUACCCUGCUUAUUGGUGCCAGAUUGACUGGUACUGACCUGAUACUUGCUAAUUUGGAAGGAGCCACUCUGAUAGGAGCCCAACUUUCGGACGCCAAUCUCCAAAGAGCCAACCUCACUAACGCCAAUUUAAACGGUGCAACUGUCGUUAACGCCAAUUUAAUUGAUGCAAACCUUCGGGGCACUAGUUUGGCUGGAACGGAAAUGUGGAAGGCGAUUCUGUUUCCCGAAGGUUUGUCACCUAAACAGUAUUCUUUUAGUUAG